CGUUAAAAGCUCUCUCCUCCUCUUCGUCUCUCCCAAUCUCUCGUGAAAUUCCCACCAACUGCACCACUUUCAAAUCUCUCCCUCUCUCUCUCUCUCCUUAACCGCUCUAUCACUCUCCUUCACUUGUCACCUUUGCUUUUAAAUUCAUUCAUCCAAUCUCUCUCCCCCAAAAAAAAAACAUAAAAAAGAGAGACUGCCCACAAACAACUCUUUCAUCUUCUUGUUUUCUUUUUCUUGAAUCAACCAAUCGAUGGGCGAGCUGGACGCGGACAAAACCCGGCUCACGAUUGAGAUAUGCUCCAUCUCAAAACGCGCCAUCUGGUGUGCUCACUCGCAUAACUACGAUCGCAGGAAAGCGCCAUUCAUCGACUGGUACCACAUCCUCGGAGUGGAUGAAAAUGCAGGGCUGGAUAUUAUCAGGAAGAGGUACCAUAAGCUAGCUUUGCAGCUUCAUCCUGACAAGAACAAGCAUCCCAAAGCUGAAUUUGCCUUCAAGCUUAUCUCCGAGGCGCAUGCAUGCCUGUCGGACGCCACCAAGAGGAAGGCCUUCGACUCGGAAAAGUUGAGGUACUACUGCUGGGAAUGCAAUAGAAUCCCCUACACGACAACAGCCCCGGGACCCCCAAGCCCGAACAAGGGCACAAGGUCCCUGAGGGCAUUCCAAGGACUGAAUGAGAUCAAGGACCGGUUCAGAGAGGAAGCAAAAGUAAUAGAGAAUUGUCUGAGGGCCAACGCUGUGUUGAGGAGAGAGCUCCCGCACUUCGUCAAUAACUCGUCCUGCAUUGGGACAUUCCGGGCCAAGCUCGAUAGCCUAGGGGCACGCAAGGAGUCCCCGAUCUUUGACCCAUCACACUACCUUUUUAACGGGUACCCGCAUCUGAGGACAAGGGUCAUGAAUGAAAACUUGGGAGAGUUUUGGGGCUUUAAUGGGAUGGAAAAUAAUGGUGGGGUAAAGUGUGGGCAGAGGAUUGGGACAAAGAAGAGGGACUCUCCCAUUUUUGUGGGCAAGGCAGGGGGAGGACUCUCUAGGAGUAGAUCUUCUUGUGUUCGUUCUUGACCAGAACAAUCAUUUAUUCAAUUCGAGCAUUGAUUCAUUUUUCCGUUUUCAUAUUUACUGUAAUUACUUUUACCGAACCUCCAUAAAUGCCGUUAUGUCUCA
This is a messenger RNA of Punica granatum (pomegranate), 1159 nucleotides long. The record is from RefSeq and is a predicted model, not a curated record. NCBI's taxonomy places the organism in Eukaryota, Viridiplantae, Streptophyta, Magnoliopsida, Myrtales, Lythraceae.